This is a messenger RNA of Halteromyces radiatus, 2607 nucleotides long. RefSeq lists its product as uncharacterized. The transcript has a single exon. Lineage: Eukaryota; Fungi; Mucoromycota; Mucoromycetes; Mucorales; Cunninghamellaceae. Gene Ontology annotation, molecular function: protein binding. Gene Ontology annotation, biological process: cell redox homeostasis. Bases 40 to 2544 code for a protein of 834 amino acids. Gene Ontology annotation, cellular component: mitochondrion; cytosol. The record is from RefSeq and is a predicted model, not a curated record.
UUUAUUUUUUUUUUUUUUUGGUUUUAUUGAACAAACUCAAUGCAAUCUAUUUCCGGAAUCAUCACACAAAUACGAUCAUCUAAAGGAGAAGUACCACCUCCUCUUGUUGGACCUUCUGUGACAUUAGCAGGUGAUCAACUCUUUGUUUUUGGUGGACGACUGGUUUCUACUCGCAAAAUGACCAACCAACUUUUUGUUAUGGAUGUCAAUACACAUGUUUGGACUCGUCAUAUUCCGUCACCUGAUUCUGACAAACCACCUACUCCUCGUUAUUUUCAUUCAGCUAAUGUUUAUAAACGAUCACUUAUUAUCUUUGGCGGUAUGGGUUAUACAAGAAAAGCAACAUCUUCCUCAGCAGCAACAGCAGCAGCAAUAACAACGGGAUCAACCAUAGGCGAUGACGAAACUGGAAAUAACAUGAACAGUAGUGGAGGAUUAUGUGUAGUAGAUGAUCUUAGUAUUUUGGAUCUUGAUACCAUGACUUGGCGACGACCGACUAUUCAUCCUUCUCUUUUUUCUCCACGUCCUCGAUAUGCUCAUUUGGCGGAAAUUGUGGAUGAUAAGUUAGUGGUAGUGGGUGGUCAAGAUAUGAACAAUAGCUAUUUACCAGAAUUGAAUAUAUUGGAUCUCAAAUCAUGGGAAUGGGUACAAGUCAAGACCAUCGAUAAACAUGUGGGUGCUUAUCGAUCUAUUGCAGUGACAACACCUCCUGGCACUCGACUACCGGCAGCUGUGAAGGAAACAAUGACUGACGAUAAUACAACAUCAAAUCACUUUCAUCAUUUGAAACAACAAUCAGAGGAUGAUUCUGCAAAUAAAAGGCAACAACGACGUACUUCUGCUGUUCGAAAUCAAUCAGUAUCUAUUGAAGAACCUAGUCCGAUUUAUCUCUACACCAAUUACAAUUUUACCGAUGUCAAAAGGGAAUUACAACUUGUAUUUAUGCCAUCCUCCAAUACGAAUACACCUACAAUUGAAGAUUGCUCUUCAUUUAUGACUGGAUCUGCCAUGCCUCCUGGAUUACGAUUUCCUACUGGUCAUACUUUGGGUCAUCAUCUAAUUUUGGCUGGUACCUAUCUGUCGCCACAAGCUCAAUCGUAUAGUGUUUGGUCUUUGAAUUUGGGCACACUAACUUGGUCAAGAAUUGAAACUGGUACAAUCUUUAGUCAAGGUUCUUGGAAUCGUGGAGUUUUACAUGAAGCAUCAAAUCGAUUUAUUGUAUUUGGUAAUCAGCAACGUAGUCUUCUGGAUGAUUACCAUCAUCGACAAACCAAUUUUGAUCAUAUGGCCUUGGUGGAUUUGGAAGCUUUUGGCGUGUAUCAGUUACCAAGAAUCACAUGUUCUACUUUGGCUCAAGAAAUGGGACUUUCUCUUUUGAACGAACCAGCUGUUUCUGAUUUUUACAUUGUUACUCGUGAAAAUCAAAGUAUUCCUGUCAAUUCUGCAGUAUUAGCGCAACGAUGGCCAUAUUUUGCUGAUUUGAUGGAAACCAACAAAAGUUCUUUAUCCUCUUCUACUGGUCAUCUUGAUAACAACAACAUGGACAACUCGGACAACAACAAUGGUGCUAUCUUGAAAAGUCACAGUAUGUUAUUCCCUUAUUCUUAUCCUGUGGUUAUCGCUCUUUUACAAUUCAUUUAUACUGACAAUCUUUUAACGGCUCAACAAUAUCAACCUCAUAUUCUGGCACAACUUUUACUUUUAUCUGAUAUGUACGAUUUGCCACGAUUACGCGUUUUGACGACACAUGCUUUACACCAAAUGUUGAACAUGUCGACAGCACCGUUGAUUUUCGAAACUGCAGCCCUCUCACACCAAACUAGUUUACAAAUCCGUGCUUUGAAAAUGAUGAUUGCCGCCAAGAAAAUGAUACAACAACAACAAAUGGUUCAAGCUGGUAUUCAAAUGGAAAAUAGUAAUAGUACCAAUGGUCCAAGUACAACAACAACAACAACAACAAUGACAACUCCCAUGUCAACCAGCACUUCAGCACCAACGAUGGGUACAGAUAUAGGUACUGGAGCUAUGUCACCUUCUGCAGAUUUCUCACCUUCUUCUUUUGGCAAUAUACAACGACAACAGCAGCAACGGGAUCUUUUAGCUUCUCGACGAUCUCCGCCUGUACAACAACAACAUUCACCUCUCAUGUCACCACAAGCCUCCAGGUACGAUCGAUAUUCUUCAGCCACACAUGAUACUCCUUAUUCACAUCAUCCUCAUAGUCCUCUCAUGAACAAUAAUCGAUCACCCAGUACAUCAACAGGAACAAGUACACAUACAGCAGUGGCACCAUCAGGAUCAUCAUCACCAAAACAUCGACUUUCUUCAUCUAACACCAAUCCCCUAUCACCUCCAAUGUCAGCCAAUUCAUUUAUCAAUGGACCUAGUGGAGUCGGUGCUGGUAGCCGUAUGUUAGGCAUGAGUCCUCCAUCUACACCUCGUCAAUAUAAUUCUGAUUUGGAUUCUUCACAGGAAAAGACGAAGAGCAAGAAGGAAAAGAAGAAAGGACCUGGUAUGAACUUUUUUGGAGGCAAGAUAUUCUAGUGAUUUAGUUUAUUAUUUCCCAUCAUUCAUUCUUAUUAUAUUAUUAUUAUUAUUAUUAUUAUU